Colletotrichum karsti is the source of this 912-nucleotide messenger RNA. Its product is annotated as nicotinamide N-methyltransferase. The transcript has a single exon. Lineage: Eukaryota; Fungi; Ascomycota; Sordariomycetes; Glomerellales; Glomerellaceae. The record is from RefSeq and is a predicted model, not a curated record. Bases 1 to 912 code for a protein of 303 amino acids. Gene Ontology annotation, molecular function: protein-lysine N-methyltransferase activity. Gene Ontology annotation, biological process: peptidyl-lysine dimethylation.
AUGGCGCUGACAUCCCGCGUCUCCCUGAUCGGCCCGCCCACCGAGUCCCCGGAGGACUUUUUCGUCGGCUCUAUAGGCGUCAUGUUCCCCGACGACGUCACCAACCAGCACGGAGACGCCGACGAUGGCAUUGAGUACGCCUCUCCGCACCUGCGCAAGCCACUGCGCUUCGACCUCGCAGAACCCAGCGCCGAUGAAGACAGGAAGCUAUUCAGCCAUUACCUGUGGAACUCGAGUCUGCAGCUGGGCGAAUUCGUCGAGGCCGGCACCCUGGGCUUGGACUCCGUCAAGUCGGAUCUGGGUCCGGUCGUGUCCCAUUUCGACGUCCGCGGGCUGACCACCCUCGAGCUCGGGGCCGGCACCGCCAUUCCGAGUAUCAUGUCCGCGCUCCUGGGUGCCGUCCGCACCGCCGUGACCGAUUACCCCGCCCCCGCCGUGCUCAAGACCCUCCGCACCAACAUCGACCGCAAUAUCCACCCCUCCGUCUCGCCCACCGGCGAGUUGACCGCAAAGGAAGUUCUCGUCGAGGGCCAUUCGUGGGGCGAGCUGGAAGAUCCCUUUUCCGUCGCCAACAAGCACGCCUUCGACCGCGUCUUCAUCGCCGAUUGCCUGUGGAUGCCCUGGCAGCACGCGAACCUGCACAAGUCCGCCGCCUGGUUCCUCCGCAACAGUCCUGAGGCGCGUUGCUGGGUCGUGGCCGGUUUCCACACGGGGAGGCCCAAGAUGCGCGGCUUCUUCGACGAGGCCGCUCUUGCCGAGGCCGGGCUGGAGAUCGAGAGCAUCUGGGAACGGGACUGCGACGGCGUCGAGCGGGAGUGGGUUUGGGACCGCGGCAUCGAGGACGCCAGCAUCAGGAAACGCUGGUUGGUGUGCGGCGUCUUGAAGCGAAAGGCAAAAGUUGACGCUGCGUGA